CAGAUGAGUUUGUUUUCUAUACUCUGUUUUGUCCUAAUAACUAGCUUUGGCGUUGCUUCGGUUUCAGCACAAAGAUGUAUGAAUAGAAAAGGGAAUUUCAUGCCCAAUGGUACCUACGACGUAAACCGCCGUCUCAUCCUCUCUUCACUUCCUUCCAACGUCACAAGCAAAGAAGGCCUCUUCUUCAACGGUUCCAUCGGACAAGAACCCAACCGUGUCUACGCAGUAGGGAUGUGCAUCCCUGGAUCAACUUCAGAUGACUGUUCUGUUUGUAUCAAGCUCGCAUCUGAUCGUUUGAUAAAGAAUUGUACUAACCAAACAAACGCGUUUGCUUGGCCAGCUGACCCCACGCUUUGCCAUGUGCGCUACUCCAACACUUCUUUCUUAGGAUCUGCGGAUCUGAAACCGCGUGUACUGCUUCCCAAAGAAGGAGAUAUCAUCUCAAAUCUAACAGAGUUCACAAAAACAUGGGAAGACUUAGUUGUUCGUAUGAUUGAUGCAGCCUCAGCAGCAAAAAGCACACCAUCAUCUAGUAAUAACCAUUACAGGGCUGAUGUUGCACCCUUGACAGUUCUCCAGAACAUAUACGCUUUGAUGCAAUGCACGCCUGAUCUUUCCUCUGGUGAUUGUGAUACCUGUCUGCGACAGAGCGCAAGGGCCUACCAGUCAUGCUGUGGUCAGAAGCAAGGAGGCGUUGUUACGCGGCCAAGCUGCUUUUUCAGGUGGGACUUGUAUGCAUUCUCUAAGGCCUUUGAUAAUAUUACUGUGGCUUCUCUUCCUCCUCCUCGUCUUCCUCCUGUGGCUUCUCCUCCUCCUGCAUAUGAUCACGCCAGAACGACCGAUAAUAAUAGCAAAGGAAUCUCAUCUGGAGUUGUCGCAGCUAUUACAGUUCCAACUGUUGUUACCGUCUUUAUACUGCUUGUUCUAGGAUUUGUUCUUUGUCGGAGGAGAGAGUCAAUGCAAAGAACUGAAGUUGAGUCUGAUAGUGAUAUUUCAACUCCACAGUCAUCCCAAUACGACUUUAAGACAGUUGAAGCUGCAACAAACAAGUUUUCGAGGCAUAAUAAGCUCGGUGAAGGUGGAUUCGGUGAGGUUUACAAGGGUACACUUUCAAAUGGAACAGAAGUGGCUGUGAAGCGACUGUCAGAAAAGUCAGGACAAGGGAUAAGAGAGUUCAAGAACGAAGCUGUUCUUGUCUCAAAACUUCAACAUAGGAAUUUGGUUAAGCUUCUUGGAUUCUGUCUGGAAGGAGAAGAAAAGAUUCUGAUCUAUGAGUUUGUCCCCAACAAAAGCCUUGACUAUUUCCUAUUUGACCCUGAAGAGCAAGACCAGCUUCAUUGGACUCAGCGGUACAAAAUUAUUGGAGGCAUUGCUAGAGGGAUUCUUUAUCUUCAUCAAGAUUCACAGCUCACAGUCAUACACCGUGAUCUCAAAGCCAGCAACAUUCUUUUAGAUGCCAAUAUGAACCCAAAAAUUUCAGAUUUUGGAUUGUCGACAAUCUUUGGAAUGGAGCAAACUCGAGGCAAUACCAGCAGAAUAGCUGGAACCUAUGGUUACAUGUCUCCCGAGUAUGCAAUGCAAGGUCAAUACUCCAUGAAAUCUGACAUUUACAGCUUUGGAGUCUUAGUUCUUGAGAUUAUUAGCGGCAAGAAAAACGGCGGAGUUUACCAGAUGGAUGAAACUAGUACUCCUGGCAACUUGGUCACUUACGCUUGGAGGCUUUGGAAAAAUGGAUCACCACUAGAGAUGGUGGAUCUAGCCAUUGGAAGGAAUUACGAGAUUAAUGAAGUCACUAGAUGCAUCCACAUUGCGCUCUUAUGUGUACAAGACAAUCCAGAAGACCGUCCAAUGUUAUCAACUAUCAUAUUGAUGCUCACUAGUAACACAAUCACUCUACCAGUGCCUCGCCUACCAAGUUUCAUCCCUCGGAGCAGGCACGAACUGGACCAGGUAUCUGAGGGACUAGAAUCAAGUCGAUCUACAGGAAGAUAUGUUGGUCAUUCUGUAAAUGACGUGUCAAUAACUGAUUUAGAGGCUCGUUAAAGAUGGAAGUAUUCUCUAUAUGUACAAAGUUGCGUGAUGCUUUGUAUAAUCUUAUUCCAUGUAUUCUCUCUGUUUAGAAUUUAAUAUUUAGCAUUCAUAUAGGUGACUGGAAUAUUUUAUUUUCAGUAUUAAA
Molecule: messenger RNA, 2176 nt
Organism: Brassica oleracea var. oleracea
Lineage: Eukaryota; Viridiplantae; Streptophyta; Magnoliopsida; Brassicales; Brassicaceae
Product: cysteine-rich receptor-like protein kinase 11
Exons: 7
Coding region: 4-2043 (679 amino acids)
Biological process (GO): protein phosphorylation
Molecular function (GO): ATP binding; protein kinase activity
Source: RefSeq, a predicted model, not a curated record